AUGCGGAGUUCUCGGAGACGACAGCUACCUAAAAUUGGCUAUUCUGUUAAUUCAGAUGUAAUUUUACCACAACCCCCAGAAUCUCCAUCGUCACCACAACCAUUAUUGGGAUUGGGUUCGAGUUCGGUUAAUGUAAGGUCUUGCUCACAACCACAACUACAACUGAACCGACUGCCCAUAUCAAAUGAUAUAGCUCGGGUUUCAGACAGCGAGGAGGAUAUCGCUAUAAUAUAUACUCGGUAUCAGGAUCGUAUUGUGUUGAGUUCUGGCUCGGUAUCUACUUUUCAAACAAAGAUGAAUUCAGUUGCUGCUGAAGAUAUUGUUAUUGCAGGCAAUAAUAGCAACUGUGGCGCUAGAGAUAUGGAGAAGCAAAAUGACGACGACGAGGAAGAAGAAGAAGAAAAAAAAAGGGGGGGGAAGGAGCGCGACCAGGUAGAUGAGAUAAAUGGGGCUGUUCUGGUACAUCUGGAUACAUCACAAUUGAGCAAUGAUAAUUUUCAAUGUGUCGAUUUUACUCGCGGUGAGACUGUAGUUAUCCCAUUAGUCAAUGACGUUGUACUUGAAGGUCAAUUAGACUGGAAAAAGUCUCACACUAAUACUGGAAAGAAGAAGAUGUUGUUACGAGAGCAAAAGAAUGUAACAGUUGAGCUAACUAGUAAUGAUUACAAUUAUCUCAAUGAAAACACAGACGAUGACAAUAAUGACAGUGAUGAUGAUGAUGAUGAUGACGACGAUGAUGACGAUGAUGAUGUUCAUUUAGUACAUGAAACAGGGUUCGAUAGAGUUGAGCCGUUUCAUCAAUCAGGCUUAGGAACAGUUGAACGAAGAAAUGAAUCAAAUGGGCAAGAAGGUGCAGAAGUUCUGAUUAAGGUCGAUAAUGUCAGUAAAGAGCCUUCGGAGGAUAGUAGAUAUAAUUCGGAUUUUGAAAGUAAUGUGCUUACAUCUGGCGAGUCGACAAGGGAGAUUGAUAAAAACGAAAUUUUAAAAGGUUUACAAAACGACAAGAUAUUGAAUCCAUUUUUUGUCAAUGAUGAAGUAUUAAUAGAUUGCAAAGAGGAGGAAAUAUUGGAUUGUUCUACCCCAUAUAGUAUUGAAACUGGUGAAUAUGAUAGUGGAAAGGAGACAAAAGAGGGUGAAUACAAAAGUCAAAAGUUUGAGCUGGUCUCAAAUGUUGAUGAUAUACAAUCACGUUCAACUAUAAACGAAUCAAAAUCGAUUAAUAAAUGCAAGCAAGAAUCUGGUUUUUCUAGAGAGAGAGUAGAUGUAUUUGAUGAUAAGGAGAAUGCCACCGGCACCGCCAGCACCAGCACCACUAGAAUAGCGAGAAAACGAAUUGCUUCUAAACCGCUCUCGGCCAUUUGCAAUCAAAAUAUAAAAACCAGAGUUGGAUUAUCCAAAAGAGUCAAGAUUGAUCGAUUACAUGAUCAUAUUAGAAAAAUUAAUUGA
Lodderomyces oxycetoniae is the source of this 1446-nucleotide messenger RNA. RefSeq lists its product as uncharacterized. The transcript has a single exon. Bases 1 to 1446 code for a protein of 481 amino acids. The record is from RefSeq and is a predicted model, not a curated record. NCBI's taxonomy places the organism in Eukaryota, Fungi, Ascomycota, Pichiomycetes, Serinales, Debaryomycetaceae.